AUGGCAACUGUUAAGGGAAAACAAGACGUCCACUCAUAUCAUCAAAUGGAUAGGGAAAUGUACUCUCGACUUGUAAUCAAACUAUGUCGAGACCCUUUUCGUUGCAUGGAUAUUAUAGCAUUGUGGAUGUGUGUAGAACAUGUUAGUUAUCCAAAUUUUGUUCUAAAAAUAAUGAAGUUAAAAGAGAGUGUACUGAAUACGGCCGCGGACGAAGCAAUUCUGAUACUAGAUUGCAUUACAUCAAAGACACCACCGCCUAAGUUGAAGACCAAGAAGGUGAUUCCAUAUACGCUGAGUUUAACGAGCAACAAAGAAAUCUCGUUGGCCAACUUGUAUGAGUGUAAGGGUCGGGUGAUAAGUGGAAUUACUCAGAAAGUGGAUGAAGUAUGUAUUAAGGCUUUCUAUGAUAUCUUACAGAAGGCAUUGGAAAAGAACCCCAAGUUUCGCCAUCAACCUACCGGGGGUCUGAACUUCGGUGCAGAUAAAUAUAGAAGUGAGUUGGCCUCACUCAUUAAUGUCUCAGCAUCAAGUUCAAGCACAAAGGAUGCUUCGAAUGUGUCAGCAUCAAGUUCAACCACAAAUAAUGCUUCGAAAGGUGAGAAAAGAACGAUGUUCGUCACAUUUUCCCAGGGGUUUCCUACAUCUGACCAGGAGUUAAUCGAAUACUUUGUUGGACUAUAUGGCAAUUGCGUUGAAAGGGUACAUCUGCAGGAAAAGAAGCAGCCCCUGCAUGCUCGUGUUGUGUUUUCUUCUUCUUCGACGAUUAAGAAAUUCCUUGGUGGUCAGGAAAAGGUUAAGUUUACCAUUAAUGGAAAGCAACUAUGUGCACGACGUUACCUAGCAAAAUGA
This is a messenger RNA of Papaver somniferum (opium poppy), 849 nucleotides long. RefSeq lists its product as uncharacterized. Bases 1 to 849 code for a protein of 282 amino acids. Lineage: Eukaryota; Viridiplantae; Streptophyta; Magnoliopsida; Ranunculales; Papaveraceae. The transcript is spliced from 2 exons. The record is from RefSeq and is a predicted model, not a curated record.